Messenger RNA from Metopolophium dirhodum (rose-grain aphid), 5655 nucleotides. Its product is annotated as apoptotic protease-activating factor 1-like. Gene Ontology annotation, biological process: regulation of apoptotic process. The record is from RefSeq and is a predicted model, not a curated record. The transcript is spliced from 21 exons. NCBI's taxonomy places the organism in Eukaryota, Metazoa, Arthropoda, Insecta, Hemiptera, Aphididae. Bases 221 to 4249 code for a protein of 1342 amino acids. Gene Ontology annotation, molecular function: ADP binding; protein binding.
ACACGAUGCGUAUCAAAAAGCUAUCGACAUACCUUUCUAAUUUGUUAUGGUGAACACUAUCCUGGUCUGGGAUAAAUACGUAUCAAGUAUAAACACAACACAGAAAUCAUUCCAUUAUUCCAAUAAGAACGACAACAUUUUACAUUUGAUUGAUAAAUGUCGAUCGAGAAUCCAUAAUUGUAGCUUCCAGACUGAUUUUUUGUAACUAAUAAUUAGUAAAAUGGAAAUCGAUGACAAUCAAAACAUACCAUGUAACAUAUUGAAAGAAUAUCAUGAUAGUAUUAUUCAAGACAUUCAAGGAGAUAUGAUCCUUGCCUUAUUUGAAACACAGGUGUUAACAGAAAAUGAAUAUAAUAAUAUUAAAUCUGAGAGAAACCGCGAGAAAGAAGCUUCUCGUUUGCUUGAACUAUUACCAUCAAAAGGUAGGAAUGGUAUCAAUCAGUUCCUAAACCAUUUGUCAACACAUUAUUCAUGGAUAGCUCGUCUUUUACAACAUUCCAUAACAAUUAAAUAUAAUGUCAUGUUUUCAAAAAAAAUACAGGAGUCUUUAACUGCUGGUGAAGUACCUCAAUUAUCAUCAAGACAUGUAUCACGAGUUAAACAUGUAAAAACAUUAAAAAAACUAUUAACAGAGUUAGAAGUGAAUAAUUUUAUUAUUGUAAAUGGUAUGACUGGCUGUGGAAAAUCUAGUCUAGUUGUUGAAGUGUUAAAUGAUCCCUUCAUUACAAUGCAAUACUUUCAGGGAUUUGUGCAAUGGAUACAUGUUGGCCAAGAAAAUUCUUCACAUCCUGAAUGUAUUCAAACUGAAAUAUUAAAUAGAUUAAAUAACCAAGAACAGCUUAUUACACCUCCUCUAAUUAUAGAUUAUGAAGAAACAAGGAAAAAAAUUCGAGAUUUAUGGAAACAAAAACAAUUAACUGGAGGUUUAUUGAUUUUGGAUGAUGUAUGCAGUAAUGAAAUAGUUAAAUCCCUGGAUAUCGGAUGUAAAAUAUUAAUAACAACAAAUGAUAUAAGUAUUAUGGAUGAUAUAAUAGAUACUCGAGUGAAAUAUUUAAAAGUAAAUGAAGGAUUUGAAGAAAAGGAAACUUUAGAUUUAUUUUCAAAAUGUUUAAGUGUCGACUUAAGGUCUUUACCUUCACAUGCAUCAAAACUUCAUAGUAUAUGCAAAGGAUUUCCAUUAACUAUUUCACUUAUUGCUGCUCAACUCGAAGUUCAUAGAGAAGAAACCAUUAAUAAUACCGAUAGAUGGGAAUUUUAUUUGAAUGAAUUAUCAGAUAAAACUAGUGAACCUUUUAAAUAUACACGUCAUAGUCAAAAUCAGUUUAAGAGUCUUGAAAAAGCAAUAGAAAUGUGUAUAAAGAGUUUGCCAGAUGACUUACAAAAGAAUUAUCAAGAUUUUUCUAUAUUUGUAGAAGAUUUAAAUAUCAAACCAGAAGUUUUAUCCAUACUUUGGAAUAUAAAUCAAAUCGAAGUUGAAGAUAUUAUGUCAGAAUUAAUGCGAAAAAGUUUAGUAGUUAGAGUUUGGAAUCAACCUUUAAAUAGUUAUGUUUAUUCAAUACAUGAUUUGCUCUUAAGUAAUUUAAAAAAAAUGAUGAAUCGUCAGGAAUAUAAAGCAUUGCAUAAAAAAUGUAUUGAUCGUUAUAGAGAUUAUUGCAAAGGAAAUUUUGCCAAUCUUCCAAAAACUGAUAAUUAUAUAUUUUUAUAUUUUGGAUAUCACCUUAAAAAUGCUGAUAUGCUAGAAGAAUUUCCUCAGUGGUUUUUAAAUUUAAGGUUUAUUGAAUCAAAAAUAUGUGCAACUGGUCCUGCUGAUUUAUUAGCUGAUUUGAAAAAGUAUAAAACAUAUAUUGUUGUACAGAGUACUUAUGAGUAUAUUAAAGAAAUUGAAAAUUUUGUCAAACGCUGCGGACCUAAUUUAUAUCGAACUAAGUGUGAUAUUGUGCAGCUAGGCCUUCAAGAACCAGAAACUUCUUUUAUAUAUACUGAAUCAUAUAAACUUGCCAAAGCUAGUACACAAUUAUAUUUUUACUAUGAUAUUCGACCUUCUCAAAAUUUUCAUCCAGAACCUCAUAUAUCUAUUGUCAGAGAUAAAAUUGAAACAGUUAUUUUUGGAAAUCGGCAUGAUGAGGUUUUAAUUGCUACUAAUAGUGGAAGUAUAAAAUUAUGGAAUAUUAUCUCUGAUAAAUGUUUAUAUACUUAUAAUGGUCACACCAAAGUAGUUACUCAUUUGGUUAAGAAUAAAUUAAAAAAUCUAUUUUUGUCAACAUCUGAUGAUUCAACCAUACGUAUUUGGAAUAUGAACAGUUUCCCUGAGUCUGAAAAUUCAAAAACGCGAACACCAUCACCUGAAUCUAGACAAGAACAUUGGCAAAAUGUUUAUCAUCAAGAUUACAAAAGACCAACUGGAAAUAUUAAUACUGAUUGUGUUUUUGUGUUAAAACAUGAUUCACCUGUCAUUUUUGCACAAUUUUCUCCAUACGACGAUACCCUAGUUGUUUCAUCCUCUACUGAUAAAACUUUAAAGAUAUGGAAAUUGAAAGAUGGCAAUUAUGCAAUUCACAAGUCAUUCACCCUUAAUUGUAUCAUCAAUAGAUGUUAUUUUGUUGGAAAUAUGACACAUGAAGCUAGAAUACUGUUUUCAACACUUGUAAAUGGUCCAAUUAAAACUAGUGCUAUAUAUAGAUGUGAAUGGCCGUUUGACCAUUAUGCUGGAUUAUUUUACUUCAAAGAAAAAUUGUUAUCAUUUUUCUAUCUACCUAGUUCAGAAGGACAAGAUAAAAUGCUGGUUAUGACACCAAAUCUUGUGCGAAGUUAUGAAUUUAACUGGGAAAAUGAAAAUAAAACUUCACUACCAACAUUAGUUUACCCUAAACCAGUAGGUUACCGGCAUUAUAAAUUGUCUUCUAUUUCUGAGGAGAAUACAUAUAAUAAUUUCCGGUAUAUAGCGUUCAGUCUGAGUAAUAGUACAAUAAAAAUUUGCGAUUUAUCCAAUGGGUACAAUUUUCUGGAUUUGUAUAAUUCUAAUGAAGGCAUAUCAAACUUAGACUGGUUUUGGUCUAGAACAGAUCAGAGUAAUUGGUUACUUAGUGCUGCUAACAAAUCUAUUAGAUUAUGGUGUCUAAAGGAUAUUACGCAAUAUGCUUGUGCUCAUAAAACAAACACUACAAAUCAAUCCAACAGUAAUUUGGAAAAUGAAUGCAAAAAUGAAAUCUUAUCUCUUCUAAACUAUAAAUUAUUUUCUGAAGAUCAAAAUUUAUAUUGUUAUAAACUCCAACGAAAUUUUGAUGCAGUAUGGGUGGAUAAUGAUUCUGUAUUAGUUGCAGCUGUUACUAAAUGUGGGACAUUAAAGGUACUUUUCGAAGGCUUGGAUCAAUGGUCUAUGAUUGAUAAAAGAGUUUUAGCUUUGACCAUAGUACAAUCACACCAAUGUGUUGAUCAAACAAUGAUAAUUGUUGCUUGUAAAGAUUUUUCCGUGUACAGUCUGAAAUUUCAAACAUCAGAAUAUUUAUUUAAAACUUCACAAUUGGUUGAACAAAUUUUUGCUUGUUUUGACUGUGGAGAUUUGACCAUAGCAUUUUUACUAAAACAAAGUAUAAAAAAAAUUGAUCAAGCAAUAGAGAUUUGGUCAAAUAAAAAGAAAUAUGAAGUGAUUGUUCACGAUUUAAUUAAUUGUUUUGUGUUUCAUGAUAAAGUUAUCUUGCUGUACAAUGUUCAUGAUAUUUAUAUAUUAAAUCUCCUUGAAAAAUCUACAAUAAAAUUGGAAAUUAAUUGUAUUAAAAUAAAUGGAAGCUUGAUGCUUGAUCCAUCAAAUUUAGCUGUGGUUAACAAUGGCAAUUGUUUGGAAAUAUAUCUAUUAACUUCAGAUUGGAGCUUAAAUCUAAUUUACAAGUAUCCAUUAUCAUUCUUAGAACACGAGGCCACACCCAUCAGUGUAUCAAACAAUAAGAGGUUUAUUGCUAUUGGUGGACAAAAGCAUAUAGUUUGUAUUGACAAAAAAUUAAAUGCUCAUAAAAAAUAUACAUUUGAUCCAAGUGUGAAUAAUAUACAAUCAAUGAUUUGGUCGUCAGAUGAUACACGGAUAACAAUCAAAGAAGACAAUCAAAUAAUUACUCUUGAUGUUGAGUCUGGUAUAAUACUAGCAAGUGUGAAAUUAACAGUUGAUAAGUUUUUUGCAAAUCCCAUUCUAAAUAAAUAUAUCGCAGUAAAUACCACUGGGCAGUUAGUAAAGUUGAAUUUACCUAGCGAUAGCUAAAACAAUAUAUUCAUAUGACUCAGUAUUAAAUUAUUAUUGCAUGAGCUAAAAUAGUUUAUUUAUAUAUUCAAACACUUAAAUACAUUAAUAUACAUCCCAAAAAGUGCACACUUUAUGUAUGUUAAACAAUUGAAUACUUGAAAAUAAUUUGAUUACUCAUUGGAUGUAUCAAACACUCAAUAAUACAAACAUAACAGAGAAAAUCAUCGUAUAAAAUGUGUGUAUAUACAUUUUUGUAUUUAAGUCUAAAAAUGGUGCUAUAAAAGUGCUAUUAGAUAAUAUACUUAAUAUAUAUUAAGUUUAAUAAUUGUAUAGUUGAUCAUUCAAUGUAAUGAUUUGUUGGUUUUCUUUAUUUUAAUGGAACAAAUUUCAAAAUAUACCUAUAUAUUUUUUCAAAUAACUUUUAUUUUCUUAUAAACAUAUUAAAUAAUAUCUGAAAUAAUAAAUUUAGUUCUUUAAAAGAUUUUUUAAUAUUGAAUAUUAUUUCGCUUAAAAGCAAUUAGAUACAAUAAUCAAACACUAUCUGUGUUUAUUUUAUCGACUGACAAACAAAUUAAAUGUUUAACUUUUUAAAAAACAGGUAAAUAUAAUAUAUAGACAUUUUAUUUAAAUACAAUGAAAAACAUUUUAAAUCUAAAAUGUAUGCUAAAAUUACCUUAUUUUAUUAUCUAACACUUGCUAGUUUAUAUCUACUUACUUAGACAUUUAAAACUUUAAAAGUACAAAAUAAUAGUACAAUUAAAAUAGUUUGUUAAUGCAAACUUCAAAUAUAAUUUUUAUAAUUUUUUUUUAUUUAAACAUUAGAUUUAAUACAUUAGAGUUAAUUUUUAUACUUAAUUAUAACUGUAAUCAAUGAUCUUUAAAUGCAUUUAUAUUUUUGCGAACAAAUUAUGAUUGUUUAAAAAAGUUUCAAAAGUACAAAUUUAAUGCAUAUUUAGAAAAUGUGAUAUUUAUAUUAAUAUUUUGUCCUGGUAUUGACUAUAAUAUAUAAUACAUCAUAUCAAAAACUGUAUUUUUUUAAUCCAGGAUAAUAAUUAUUGUUGAAUAAUAUUUUUGGUACUUUUUAGUAUUUUAUUAUUUAUAUUUUGUAAUACUACAGAGUGUCUUCCAAGGGUUUACUAAUUUAAAAUGACUGGAUAAUAUAUUUUUUUUUAUCUCCCGUCAUUUUUAAACCAGUGAAUGUUUGUUGGAAGGUUAUAACUUGUAAGGUGAUAGACGAUAGUGUUUACUGACUAAUAUUUAAUCUUGUUUGAUACAAUAUUACACGUAAAAUUCUUAUUUUACCUUUUGUAUUUUGAUUAAAUUAAAAAUAUGUUUCCUUUUAUUUUUACUGUUAAUAUUAAAUUAUAAUUGAAAAAAAAUGAUUUAUUUGUAAUAUUUGUAAUAUAUAAUUUUAUUUGCUCAAA